AUGGCAUCUGUACAGGACUCCAGGUUUGGACAGAAGGACACAUCGGAUCAGAACUUUGACUACAUGUUUAAAUUGCUUAUCAUCGGAAACAGCAGCGUCGGCAAAACUUCCUUCUUGUUUCGCUAUGCUGAUGACUCCUUCACGUCGGCUUUCGUGAGCACGGUGGGGAUUGAUUUCAAGGUUAAGACUGUCUUCAAAAAUGAAAAAAGGAUCAAGCUGCAAAUCUGGGACACAGCCGGACAGGAGAGAUACCGAACCAUUACUACAGCCUAUUACCGAGGUGCAAUGGGUUUUAUCUUAAUGUAUGACAUCACGAAUGAGGAGUCGUUCAAUGCAGUGCAGGACUGGUCAACGCAAAUCAAAACCUACUCAUGGGACAACGCGCAAGUGAUAUUGGUUGGUAAUAAAUGUGACAUGGAAGAUGAACGAGUGGUUUCGGCAGAGAGGGGGAAGCAUCUAGCAGAGCAACUGGGUUUUGAGUUUUUUGAAACAAGUGCUAAAGAUAACAUCAAUGUGAAGCAGACCUUCGAGCGCCUUGUGGAUAUCAUUUGUGACAAAAUGUCGGAGAACUUAGAGACGGAUCCAGCCAUCACGGCUUCAAAGCAGAGCUCAAGACUGACAGACAAGCCCCCUCCACAGCAGCCCAACUGUGGAUGUUAAUGUCACCAUCCCAGCAUCUUCAGUAUGUUCUAUUGCCAAUAAGUAUUUAAGAAAAAAGUGGUCCGUACACUUCACAUUUCUACUGUCUAAUAUCUGUGUAGAAAGAAAAGAAAUAUGGCUUGUUUUGUAUGGUCAGCUGAUGAAUGGUGGCCUAGAGGCUAAGACCUAAUAAAUGUUCCUGCUGUUUGCAAGUUC
Messenger RNA from Bufo gargarizans (Asiatic toad), 855 nucleotides. It is a transcript of the gene RAB3C, whose product is annotated as RAB3C, member RAS oncogene family. The coding region runs from base 1 to 660 and encodes 219 amino acids. Gene Ontology annotation, molecular function: GTP binding; GTPase activity. The record is from RefSeq and is a predicted model, not a curated record. Gene Ontology annotation, biological process: protein secretion; protein localization to plasma membrane; regulation of exocytosis. The transcript is spliced from 4 exons. Gene Ontology annotation, cellular component: endosome; synaptic vesicle; plasma membrane. Lineage: Eukaryota; Metazoa; Chordata; Amphibia; Anura; Bufonidae.